AUGGCAAUGAAAGUGACCCCUUUGAAAGAUGUGAAACCCUACAAAAGUGGCUGGAAAGUACAUGUGAAGGUUCUGCACUCUUGGAAGCAGUACAACCCAGUGCACGGGGACACCCUCGAGAUGGUGCUAUCCGAUGAAGCUGGAUGUAAAAUACAUGCCUCUUGCAAGCGAACUUACAUGGAGAGUAAAGGCCGCCUUCUUCCUGUUGGAGCAUGGAGGCACAUCCAGAAUUUCACCCUCAGUCCUUCAACUGGCAUGUACCGAGCAACCGAUCAUCCCUUCAAAAUGAGCAUCAUUCAGAAUACGGCAAUCACAAGGUCUCCUCUGAUCAACGAAGACAUGUUUCUGAGCUUGGUGGACUUCCAGACUGUUUUGGGUGGAUCACUCAAAACAUGUUUUCUCAUUGAUGUGAUUGGUCAAGUUGUGGACUUGGGAGAUCUUGAAACUAUUCAAGUCUCAGGCAAGCCAAGGAUGAAAAUAGAGUUUACCCUUCGCGACAUGAAUGAUGCUCGUGUUCCCUGCUGUCUGUGGGGUAAAUUUGCGGAGAUCCUCUACGAGGGGUGUAGUAAAGACGAAGAAGGGAAGCCCAUUUGUCUAAUAAGGUUUGCAAAGAUCGGGAGAUUUAGAGGUGAACUCCAAAUCACCAAUGCUUUUGAGGCAUCACUGCUCUUGAUUAAUCCUGACAUAGCAGAAACUGCAGCUUUCAAACAAAUGUUUGUUGAUGAGGUUAAACCCCUCGCCAUUUGUGAGGGUCGUGAUGAGAUACUUGAUUUGGAAGAGGUGAAAAGUAUCCAAGACAAGCGUGACAAAUGGAUGCUCUUUCCCAAGAGAACCAUCCAUGGACUUCUUGAAUCCACUCAGGUGGAGAAGUGCUUGGUCGAGUGCGAAGUCUAUGCUAUUGACUCGGAUUGGGGAUGGUAUUACUUUGGUUGCUGCACAUGCAACAAAAAGGUAGUGAAAGUGGGAACUUUAGUUAAGACAAUUCAUGGAAAGGAGGUCACUACACAUCUCUGGUGGUGUGAGGUGUGCAAAGAGAAUGUUUCAAGUGUGUCACCAAGGUUUAAGCUCCAUUUGAUUGUUAAGGAUGACACAGGAGAAACAAAACUGAUGUUACUUGACCAAAUUGCCAAGGGAAUGAUUGUCGAAUCGGCUGCGACUCUUUUGAAUGGAUCAUUUGAUGAGCUUGAGGAUCCUACAGAUUUACCUGACGCCAUCCUAUCUGUUGUUGGAAAGACUUUCACCUUUGGAAUUUCUGUGGAAAAGGAACAUGUUUUGUAUGGAUCUGAGAUUUACAAGGUUGGAAAAAUCUACCGUCAAAGCCAAAUUGUUUUCAAUGAGUCAGCCAAUGUUGAGAGUUCUGAGUCUGAUCAAGAUCUAGCUCUUACAAGUGGAGAAGAGAACUCUGUCAAUCUCCUUGACAAUGAAGAACACAUUGAAUGUUUGUCCACACCAUCCACCACACCAUCCACGAAGAGAAAGGGAGCAUGGUCAGACCCUCCACGCGAUAUCACUUCGACUUCAAAGAACCUUCGCUUAAAAACUAUCAAGGUGGAGAAGAUGAGUGAUUUGGAUCUUGAAGCAGGCAAGAAGACCUAAAUCUGCGAGGCUGAAGUUUAUGUUUUUUUUUUUUUGGUUUUAUUUGUUUUCUUAUUUCUGAAGCAAUUUCAUGUUUUGGUUUUUUUUUUAAUAAUUGUUUGGUUUUGGUUUUUUAUUAAUGGUUAUGUUUUUGGUUAAACUUAUUAUAAUAAAGUAUGCUUCAGAUAAUUUCUUUGCCUUUUUUCCUUUAAUUUUUAAAUUUCUAUAUUUAUUAUAUAGCAUUGCUUGCUGUCUAAGCUAACUAUCGCAAUCGACUAUGUUCCCUAUGUACCAAUAUCAGUUACAUAACUAACCUCCAAAAAUCUAUGUAUUGCAA
This is a messenger RNA of Brassica rapa (field mustard), 1912 nucleotides long. Its product is annotated as replication protein A 70 kDa DNA-binding subunit D-like. NCBI's taxonomy places the organism in Eukaryota, Viridiplantae, Streptophyta, Magnoliopsida, Brassicales, Brassicaceae. The record is from RefSeq and is a predicted model, not a curated record.